AUGUCAUCGUAUCAGAAGGAACUGGAGAAAUACAGAGACAUAGAUGAAGAUGAGAUCCUAAAGACCUUGAGCCCCGAGGAGCUGGAGCAGCUGGACUGCGAGCUACAGGAGAUGGACCCCGAGAACAUGCUCCUGCCCGCUGGACUAAGACAACGUGACCAGACAAAGAAGAGCCCAACGGGGCCACUGGACCGGGAUGCCCUUUUGCAGUAUCUGGAACAGCAGGCACUAGAGGUCAAAGAACGUGAUGACUUGGUGCCCUUCACAGGCGAGAAGAAGGGGAAACCCUACAUUCAGCCCAAGAGGGAAAUUCCUGCACAGGAGCAGAUCACUCUGGAGCCUGAACUGGAAGAGGCAUUGGCCCAUGCCACAGACGCCGAAAUGUGUGAUAUUGCAGCAAUUCUGGACAUGUACACACUGAUGAGCAACAAGCAAUACUAUGACGCCAUCUGCAGUGGAGAAAUCUGCAACACCGAAGGCAUUAGCAGUGUGGUGCAGCCUGACAAGUACAAGCCGGUGCCGGAUGAGCCCCCAAAUCCCACAAACAUCGAGGAGAUACUAAAGAGCGUUCGAAACAAUGACAAGGAGCUGGAGGAGGUGAACCUCAAUAACAUACAGGACAUCCCGAUACCCAUGCUAACUGAGUUGUGUGAGGCCAUGAAGACAAAUACCUAUGUCCGGAGCCUCAGUCUGGUGGCCACAAGGAGUGGUGACCCCAUCGCCAAUGCGGUGGCUGACAUGUUGCGUGAGAAUCGUAGCCUCCAGAGCCUGAACAUUGAAUCCAACUUCAUUAGCAGCACAGGGCUCAUGGCUGUGCUGAAGGCAGUUCGGGAAAAUGCCACACUCACUGAGCUCCGUGUAGACAACCAGCGCCAGUGGCCUGGCGAUGCAGUGGAGAUGGAGAUGGCCACCGUGCUCGAGCAGUGUCCCUCCAUUGUCCGCUUUGGCUACCACUUCACACAGCAGGGGCCACGUGCUCGGGCAGCCCAGGCCAUGACCCGGAACAAUGAACUACGUCGCCAGCAAAAAAAGAGAUAA
This is a messenger RNA of Puma concolor (puma), 1038 nucleotides long. It is a transcript of the gene TMOD4, whose product is annotated as tropomodulin 4. Gene Ontology annotation, cellular component: myofibril; cytoskeleton; striated muscle thin filament. Gene Ontology annotation, molecular function: tropomyosin binding. Gene Ontology annotation, biological process: actin filament organization; muscle contraction; pointed-end actin filament capping. NCBI's taxonomy places the organism in Eukaryota, Metazoa, Chordata, Mammalia, Carnivora, Felidae. The record is from RefSeq and is a predicted model, not a curated record.